GCAUGAAGGUGGUUGGACAGGCUUCAUGCAUCCUCGCCCGUGCCUCACUUUCCCCUAUCUGGGCAAAGGUUAUGUACCCUUAUUUAAAAUCUUCCAAACUUCUAAUAAGGCAAUCUACCCUGCACUAAAGCAGACACGAAAGGGAUGACCUCCCUAAAAAUACUGCUGUUGGAAUACGUCCUUCCUCGCCGCCCCCUCGCAGUGCGGUGUGGCCUCAGUGGACGCUUUGGCGAACCUGGCGCGCGCUGCGGUGCACAGAGGGUUAACUGGAGUUGGCGCUGGGUGGAGAGGAGGAGACGCGCUCCCAUUGGUGGAAAGUUAUCCAGGGGCGGGGUCAGCGAGUAUCCGCACCCCACCCCCCUUUCCGCAACCUCCCUCUUCACUUUGUACCUUUCUCGCCUCGACUGUGAAGCGGGCCGGGACCUGCCAGGCCAGACCAAACCGGACCUCGGGGGCGAUGCGGCUGCUGCCCCUGCUGCGGACUGUCCUCUGGGCCGCGUUCCUGGGCUCCCCUCUGCGCGGGGGCUCCAGCCUCCGCCACGUAGUCUACUGGAACUCCAGUAACCCCAGGUUGCUUCGAGGAGACGCCGUGGUGAAGCUGGGCCUCAACGAUUACCUAGACAUUGUCUGCCCCCACUACGAAGGCCCAGGGCCCCCUGAGGGCCCCGAGAUGUUUGCUUUAUACAUGGUGGACUGGCCAGGCUAUGAGUCCUGCCAGGCAGAGGGCCCCCGGGCCUACAAGCGCUGGGUGUGCUCCCUGCCCUUUGGCCAUGUCCAAUUCUCAGAGAAGAUUCAGCGCUUCACACCCUUCUCCCUCGGCUUUGAGUUCUUACCUGGAGAGACUUACUACUACAUCUCGGUGCCCACUCCAGAGAGUUCUGGCCAGUGCUUGAGGCUCCAGGUGUCUGUCUGCUGCAAGGAGAGGAAGUCUGAGUCAGCCCAUCCUGUUGGGAGCCCUGGAGAGAGUGGUACAUCAGGGUGGCGAGGGGGGGACACUCCCAGCCCCCUCUGUCUCUUGCUAUUACUGCUGCUCCUGAUUCUUCGUCUUCAGCGAAUUCUGUGAGCCAAGCAGACCUUCCCUCUCAUCCCAAGGAGCCAGAGUCCUCCCAAGAUCCCCUGGAGGAGGAGGGAUCCCUGCUGCCUGCACUGGGGGUACCAAUUCAGACCGACAAGAUGCAGCAUUGAUGGGGGAGAUCAGAGGGUCUGAGGUGCCUCUUGCAGGAGCCUGUCCCCUCAUUACAGGCUAAAGAAGAGCAGUAGACAACCCUGGACACUCUGAAGCAGAGGCAAGACAAACACAGGCGCUUUGCAGGCUGCUCUGAGGGUCUCAGCCCAUCCCCCAGGAGGACUGGGAUUUGGUAUGAUCAAAUCUGCAAGCCAGCUGGGGGCCCAGGCUGAAGACCUGGGGACAGGUGGAUUGCUGGACCAGGGCAAAGAAGAAGCCCUGCCAUCUGCCCUGUGGGCCUUUUCCCUGGGGCAGCACCUUGCCCUCCCCAGGGGGUCACUCACUUGUCUUCUAUGAAGACGGACUCUUCAUGAGGUUGAAUUUCAUGCAAGUUUGUAUUUUUAUAAGUAUCUAGACCAAACCUUCAAUAAACCACUCAUCUUUUUGUUGCCCUCCCCAA
Messenger RNA from Nomascus leucogenys (northern white-cheeked gibbon), 1625 nucleotides. It is a transcript of the gene EFNA3, whose product is annotated as ephrin A4. Gene Ontology annotation, cellular component: plasma membrane. Gene Ontology annotation, biological process: axon guidance; ephrin receptor signaling pathway. Lineage: Eukaryota; Metazoa; Chordata; Mammalia; Primates; Hylobatidae. Gene Ontology annotation, molecular function: ephrin receptor binding. The record is from RefSeq and is a predicted model, not a curated record.